This is a messenger RNA of Haemorhous mexicanus (house finch), 1761 nucleotides long. RefSeq names its product adenosine A2b receptor (gene ADORA2B). Gene Ontology annotation, molecular function: G protein-coupled adenosine receptor activity. Gene Ontology annotation, cellular component: membrane. The record is from RefSeq and is a predicted model, not a curated record. The transcript has 2 exons. NCBI's taxonomy places the organism in Eukaryota, Metazoa, Chordata, Aves, Passeriformes, Fringillidae. Gene Ontology annotation, biological process: vasodilation; G protein-coupled adenosine receptor signaling pathway; adenylate cyclase-activating G protein-coupled receptor signaling pathway. Bases 154 to 1200 code for a protein of 348 amino acids.
CCGGGCGGUGCGGGCAGCGGGGGGCCGAGACCCGGGGCUCGCCGCGCCCCUCCGGCCCCCCAGGGCCGCGGGGAGCCCGGACAUGGGCGUUCGGCUGCCCCGGGGCGUGUUGGUACCUGCGGGAGGGCGCCCGGCGGAAAGUCCCUUCUUCCCAUGAGCAGCGCUUGCUCCCGGCGCUGGGCGCUCGCCAUGGACACUAUGAAAACCACCUACAUCGUGCUGGAGCUCAUCAUCGCCGUGCUCUCCAUCGCUGGCAACGUGCUGGUCUGCUGGGCUGUGGCCAUCAACAGCACCUUGAAGAACGCCACCAACUAUUUCCUGGUGUCGCUGGCCGUGGCCGAUAUCGCCGUGGGGUUGUUGGCCAUCCCUUUCGCCAUCACCAUCAGCAUCGGCUUCCAGGUGGAUUUUCACAGCUGCCUCUUCUUCGCCUGUUUCGUGCUGGUGCUGACCCAAAGCUCCAUUUUCAGCCUGCUGGCGGUGGCCAUCGACAGGUACCUGGCUAUCAAGAUCCCACUGAGGUACAACAGCCUGGUGACCGGCAAGCGGGCGAGGGGACUCAUCGCAGUGCUGUGGCUGCUGUCCUUUGGGAUUGGACUGACCCCUCUGAUGGGCUGGAACAAAGCCAUGAGUGGCUGUCCCAACGCCACCAACGAGACGGGGACGGAGCCCCAGGGCUGCUUCAUCUCGUGCCUCUUUGAGAACGUGGUGACCAUGAGCUACAUGGUCUACUUCAACUUCUUCGGCUGCGUGCUGCUCCCGCUCGUCAUCAUGCUGGGGAUCUACAUCAAGAUAUUCAUGGUGGCCUGCAAGCAGCUGCACCAGAUCGAGCUGAUGGGCAACUCCAGGACCACCCUGCAGAAGGAGGUCCAUGCAGCCAAGUCUCUGGCCAUCAUCGUGGGCCUUUUUGCCUUCUGCUGGCUGCCCCUGCACAUCUUGAACUGCAUCACGCACUUCCACGAGGACUUCUCCAGCUCCAAGCCCGAGUGGGUGAUGUACGUGGCCAUCACCCUGUCCCACGCCAACUCCGUCAUCAACCCCAUCAUCUACGCCUACAGGAUCCGGGAUUUCCGCUGCACCUUCCGCAAGAUCCUCUCCAAGAUCCUCUGCAAGGCCAACGACCUCCCCAAGUGUCCCUCGGAGCACAACCAGCACCUGACUGCCAUCAACAUCAGCUCCCCCGCGGCCUCGGUGACCGUCUGAGCCCAGCCCUGCCCGCCCUGGCACUGCCCUGCCCGCCCUGGCACUGCCCUGCCCGCCCUGGCACUGCCCUGCCUGCCCUGGCACUGCCCUGCCCGCCCUGGCACUGCCCUGCCCCUGACAGCAGGGCCACGAGGGCUCAGACAUGACCUCUAUGGACUCGUGCAGCUCUGGUUUUAUUUUUAUUUUUGUAAUUAAUGUCGUGCCUGGUAGAGGAGUGACCUGAGCGGGGACACUGAGUGCAGCUCACCCCUGGGGGUGUGAGAGCUGUGAUCCCCUUGUGUUUCCUUUCCAGGCUGGACACUGACUGGGGAAGACUCACCUGCUGGGGGGGUGUUUCCCCAAUUGUGCUGCUCAUGUCAAGUCAUAGGAUCUUUAUUUUAAUUAUUAUUAUUAUUAUUUUUUAAUAUUUGGAUUCAUUUAGGAGUAAUAAUUUUGUGUCUGUUUUUUGAGUUGUUCUCCAAGUUCAUACUUGACAGCACUUUGGUAAUACCCGAAUUAUUCCAUCAAUUGUUUGAUGCAGCUUGUAUUCUCUGAUGGGAAAAAGUCUUACUUAGCCCAGUU